Molecule: messenger RNA, 12611 nt
Organism: Penaeus vannamei (Pacific white shrimp)
Lineage: Eukaryota; Metazoa; Arthropoda; Malacostraca; Decapoda; Penaeidae
Source: RefSeq, a predicted model, not a curated record
UCCAGCGCAGUUGUGGACUUGCUUUAUUACUGUUAAGAUGCGCGCUACUCGUGUCACGAUGAUCACGCCGACACCCGUUCUUACGUGUUGAAAGGCGAUUUGGAGAAAUAGCAAGUGAUACCAGUGUCGUAUAGGUGUGCAUAGGUGUUAAGUAUGCAAAUGUUAAUUAUGUGGUUACCUGGGGGCGAUUAUGAGUGUUGAGGAUAAUCACUGUGAUGUGUUAUGUUGAGUCGCAAGUUUUCCCUUCUGUGGCUGCUGCUGUGGUAACUUUGGUGUUAUCUCCAGCUGUCACUGUCGUCGCCAACAGCUGUGCAUCGAGUCUGAGGAGCUGUCAGACUCCCCAGAGAAAAGGAGGCUCCGGGCCAGGCCAAGACAUGCAAGAAACCAGCUGAGGAGCACAGACCCGUGAUGGUGCAGAUGGGGCCAGUCCAGCAUGUCCCAGGCAUCAGCAGCAGCAGCGGCAGUAGAGAGCGGCGGUGGUAAGCUGCAGCCGCCGCACAAUGUGGUGGUAUAUGUGGCAGGCGAGGGGGGUGGGGGGCCGGGAGGGGCGCAGGUGCCUCCUCGUGCCAUGAUCACCCCUCACCCGGUCAAACCAACCAACCCCCACAUGGUCAAUGGCUUCAGGGUGGCCAACCCGUUGCAUCAGCAGCAGCAACAACAACAAACAGCAAGCAAGCAACAACAGCAACAGUCUCACUAUGGUAUGCAGAUGAACGACAGCCUUCAGCAGCAACAGCAGUUCCUUAUGAAUAAAAUGAAUGGAGUUGAGGGAGCGACAAACUGCUUCCCAACGAGCCAGGCUCCUCAGCAGCUGCAGUACCUUCCUGGUGGCAACUAUGUUACCACAGUUACUGUUCAUGCAUCAGAGCAGUCACAACAAAUGCAGCAACACAAUAUGCAGCAGCAACAACAGCAGCAACAUCAGCAACAGCAACAACAGGCGCCGCAACAGCAGCAGCAACAACAGCCUCAGCAGCAACAGCAGCAGCAAACAAGAGCAAUGAAUCAACAACAGUUACAGCAUCAGCAACAACAGCAGCAGCAGCAGCAGCAGCAGCAGCAUUUACAAAAUCAAGUUAAUGUUAACGUGAUGGGUUCCAUGAAUGGUUACGUGCAGAAUGGUGUUAUGAUGCAAGUUAGCAAUGGCACCAUGAACAACAACUCUGCAAUAAUGUGCAAUGCACAAAUGAUGAAUAAUCAGAUGGCUGCUAGUAACAAUAAUAAUAACAACAAUAAUAAUAAUAGUAACAAUAACAGUAAUAAUAAUAAUGCAGCUAUGAAUAAUAACAAUAAUAAUAUGGUCGUUGCUCGACCAAGAACUAGUUCCCGGUGUGACUCGGUGAGAUCAGAAACGGCAGAGUCAAGUUGCAGUAGUCUGAGCUCAGAUAGUCAGAUAGAACAUAGUCAGCAACAGCAGCAGCAGCAGCAGCAGCAGCAGCAGCAACAGCAACAGCAACAGCAGCAGCAACAGCAGCAACAGCAGCACCAACACCAACAGCAGGCUAACAGUCAGUUCACCAACAAUCAGCAAUACCAGGUUAUGAACAAUGCACAGUAUAUGAACAACCAUAUGCAAGCAGUGAACCCAAAUAGUUACAACUGUUAUCCAAAUUACAUGGCUGGUCAGUCGUCUGGUGGUGGUAGUAAUGUGAGCGGAAUGAAUCAAACUGGUGUGUACAAUAAUCAAAAUAUUGUACAAGCCUUUCACCAAGUGAACACAGUGCAGCAUGUACAGAUGCAGGGGGGACAGUUGCAGAUAAUGCAGCAGCAAUACCAAUAUGUACAGGGCCAGAAUAUGAACGUAAUGCCACAGAACCAAGGCAUGUGUGUGAACAAUAUGCAGAGAUUGGGUAUGAUGCAGGCUGGGGGGAUGGUACAGGGUCAGGGGACCAAUAUGAUGCAUGGACAGAUCAUGCAAGGACAGAACAUUGCAACCCAUAAUGCGAAUGUGAUGCAAGGACAAGGCAUGAGCAUGGUGACAGGACAGCCAGGAAUGAAUGUGAUGCAGGGUCAGAACAUGAAUAUGAUGCAAGGACAAGCAAUGAACAUUCCACAGCCGCAGAGUGGAAACAUGAAUGUAAAUCAGUACCACGCAGGUCAUGGACAAGAAGUGAUGAAUCAGUGUAACCUAGUGAUGGGAGGGCAGAAUGGAGGUCAUGGCAACCUGAUGGGCAUGCAAGGGGGCAUGCAACAACACAUGAUGGGUGGAGGCAUGACACCUGAACAGCAGCAGCAAGCAGUCAUGAUGGGAGGUGCCAUGCAGGGAAACAUGGCCAUGGUGCCUGUUGGUGCCAAGAUGGCUGGAGCUAACAUGGCACACACCAACUUGAUGGCUGGCUCAGGUGGACCACCAGUAGGUGUCAUCAACACUAUGUGUGGUGCCAUGCCAGCAGGCACUCCUGCUGUACAUCCACCAGCUGACAGCAAGAAUUUCAUGCCCCUUGUUGUUCCGUUUGGAUGGAGGAGAGUCAUCAACAAUGGUCAAGUCGUCUAUAUAAGCCCGAGCGGGAGUGAGCUGAGGACCGUCGCGGAAGUGAAGGAGUACCUGAGCACGGAGGGCACCUGCAAGUGCGGCCUGCAGUGCCCGCUGAGGGUCGAGCACACCUUCAACUUCGACCCCAAGAAGAUGGACGGAAGAAGCGGAAGCGGAAAGCAGAGGCGCUGGACACCCCGCGAGCGACCCCCACGUCCACCCACCUGCCCCGAGGCCCGGCCGCGUCCCCCAUGCCGCGGGGAACGCCUGCGCAGAUGCCAAGGGGAGCCCCCACGCCCACGCAGAUGCCCAGAGGUGCCCCUACGCCCACACAGAUGCCGUGCGGGCCCCCAACCCCCACGCAGAUGCCCAGGCUGCCCUCUCCCGCCCAAAUGCCCCGCGGAACGCCCACCCCAACGCAGCAGAUGCCACAGUUCAACCCUCAGCAGCAGCAGCAGCAACAUCCUCAUGCAUUCCAACAACAACAGGGCUGGGGGAUGAUGGGUGCCAUACCCCGGAUGGCAGGCGGGGGCGGGUAUGGUCCUGUAGGUGGAGUGAUGAAUGUCCCUCAAGGGUGCAAUCACCACUACCAUCAGCAGCAUGGCCCUGCCCAGCACUGUACCCCAACCUCCCAUGCAUGCUGUGAUAAUCAUCAUCGUUUCCCAGUCAACAUGCCAUCAAACAUGAACAAUAUGGGACCUAACAUGGCUAUGGGACCAGGUAUUCGUCCAGGUAUUGGGCCUGGUUUUGGGGAGAUGGUCAGGCCAAACAUGUGUCGGCCAGGAGAUCCUUCUAUGUUUCGCGGUGGGAUGCCUCAGGGACAAGGGCCUCUCCAGCAGCAACAGCAGUCAGUGCAGCAGCUUCAACAGCAGCAGCAACAGCAGCAGCUUCAGCAACAAACACCAUCACAGCUGCAGCAGUCUGUUUUAUCUCAACAGCCGCAACAGCCACAGCCACCACCACCCAACAUGAUGGGUCCAGGGUCCCAUAUGAUGCCUGGGAUGAGAGGAGUGGCACCACACCCACCUGGCUUCAUGAAUGCCAACAUGAUGUGUCGCAUGCCAGGACCAGGAAUGAUGCCACCUCGUGUCUUGCCUCCUGGAAACAUGGCAAAUCCUCAGGGAGGAACAGAGCGACCCAGUGCACCUGCCACUUUCUGGGAAGAAGGGGAGAAGAGGCGCAAGACAGGGGGGAGAGCCAAGAAGCGCUUUAAAGGUGUUUUGGAGAGAGCAUCACCAUGCCCAAAUGUUGAUGUAAGAAAUAUCCAUGGCGAACACCCUCGUCCUAAUAUGAGUGGACAAGGUGGCCCUGGACCCCCACACUCUGGACCUUCUUUUAUGGAUGAUCCAAGUGGUUAUCUGGCACAGCAGACUGCUCUCUUAAAUAAUACCAUGGCAGGAGGUGGCAUGGGACAGUUCUCUCCCCAAGCACCAGGCAUUUCACCAAGACCUCCUCCACCACCACCAUCCCAAACAGGAGCACCAACAGGUGGAACAGUAAUGCCACAACAACAGAUGCAACCAAAAAGUCAGGCUGGUGUGCCACCAGUAGGGAAUAGCAAUGUUACACGUGCUUCCCAGUUGUCCUCUUCACCUGCUGUGGUUCCUUUGCCAAGUAAUGUCCCAUUACCAGCAAGAGUCAGUAAGGCUGCAACUCAUACAACAAACACAGUCAUGACAACACCCUCUGUCCUUCCCACACCUUCAACACACACAAGUGUAACCGGAGCCCCCACACCAACCCUAACCUCGCCACCAACCAGUACCUCAACUCCAACAAGUCAACAGACCUCAUCCAAGGGGGACUCUCAGAGAAGCCCACCUGUUGCAGCAGAAAAGACAGCAAGUCCUCCAGAGGGUGCCAAACAGUCCCAGGGUCAGGCUGCUGAAGGGGAAACAGCCUUGUCUACAUCCAUAGCCAAGGCUGAGUCUAGUAGCCUUAUUCACACUACAACAGUUACCUAUACCUCCUCUGCAACUCUGACCACCAACACUAAAAUUACAAAUUCAAUACCAAUAUCAACACAGUCAGAAUGUUUACCACCAAAAGAAAAAAUAGAAACUGUGUGUUUCAAACCAGAAGAAGAUCAGUUAGUAAAAGUUAAGCAUGAGGCAAAUUCACCUGAAGAGAGCAUAAAGCCAUCUGUUAACAUUAACAUAUCAAACAUUAAAGAAACAAUUAAGUCUGAAAAUUGGUGCAAAGAGGUAUCAAGCAACAUGAGUAGUUGUGAAAGCACAGGCAGCAGCCCAGAUCAGGCAGUUAGUGGGGGAAAUGGCAGCGAAGGUGUUGCAGCUAAUAAACCCCUAACACCUGGCCCUCCAGGCGUAAGUAGGGCUGGAGGGGUUACUCAGUCUCCAUUGGAGAUGGUGCAAAGUAUUGUUAGUAGCAUUCCUGUGCCAUCCUCGCUAGGGCCCAUUCGACCAAGCUCCCAACCACAGCAGCCGCCUCCUCCUCAGCCACCCCCUCCACCACCUCCCCAACCGCAGCAGUUACCACAACCACCUCCACAGCAACAAACAGCACUUCCAGUAUCUAUGUCAGCAGGAAUGUACAAUGUGCCUAUUUCCACAAAUGUAACGGUGUACGGUGGAGGUAAUUCAGCUGGGCUAGUCCGUGGUCCAGGUCCUGUUUUAGUAGGAGGACCACCAUCUGCCCAGUCAGGUGCCUUUGUUAGCAGUGGUAAUGGAUGUAAUGGCCCAACUAGUAUGGUUGUCGUUUCCUCUCAGUUUAACAAUAAGAACAAUGCAACCCCUGGUGUGGCUGUAACAUCGGCAGUUGCAGGUGUUGUUGGAGUACCAGCUGCAAUGUCUCAAGUACAGGUUCAGCAGCAUAUGGCUUCUAUGCAACAACAUUUACAGCCACAGAUUCAGCAGCAGCUACAACCACAGCUUCAACCCCAGCUACAGCCACAACUUCAGCCACAGCUACAACCCCAAUUGCAGCCACAGUUACAACCACAAAUACAACAGUUUCAGCCUGUACAACCAGUGGUGCAACUAGUCAACACCUUUGCCACAAUGCAGGCUCCAGUUAUUAUACAAAAUGGUGGUAACAUUAUCCAGUCAUCCCCUAGUAUUUUACACAGCCCAGGUGGCAUGAUUGCUGGUCCCACACCACUAACACAAGGUACUAUCAUGGCUGGACAGUCCUUAGUUCCUGUUACUGCAGCCACUUUGGCUGUGGAAGGUACUCAUCAUCAUCCUCAACAGCAGCAAGGCCAAGUUGGGCAGCCACAGUCUUCACCACAUUUACAGGUGGCACAAGUUGUCACUACUGGGCUAACAACUGAAACAGUAGAUGACACAAGAGCUAGUAAUGCCUCCACUCCGCACGCUACUUCAGUGUCCACUCCCUCAACUCCACAUUCAACUCCAGGAUCCACACCAGGGUCAGACACCCCCUCCAGUGCUGGUUCCUCUGGAGGACGCAGACGGAAGAGAAGACGAAAUUCAUCAACACCACAGGGAACUGCUGCCACUCAAUCAUCACCACAGCAGCAUCAGCAGCAAGGAUUGGUACCAGCUAUUAUCAUGGGAAACAAAGUUCCUCAACACAUGGUAAUGAAUGGCCCCCAUAUGACUCAGGUGGCACCUUAUGGUACAAUGGGCACUGUGGCAGCAGCUGGUCAAAUGGCUCAAGUUGCUACAGUUGCCAGUCAAGUGGGAGGUGGACAAAUGCUGCAAGCAGCAGCAGCACAGGGAACUGGUGCUAUCAAUGUUGUUCAAAUGGUUGGUAAUACCUUACCAAAUUUACCUGUGCAAGUUCACAACCCAGCAGCCAUUCUUGUAGGUUCAGCGCCUCCUCAGGGAGUAGUGAUAAACCAGCUUGCUGAUGGAACGUUUAUAUCAACAGACCCAAACACUGGCAUGUCAUAUCCUGUUCAGCUACAGCUCUCUGGUGGCCAUAUUGUUGGUGUUACCCCAACAGUUAGUGGCUCAAGUGGUAUGGUAGGCCCUCUCACUCCUGGAGCAACUGCUGGUGGAAUGCCAGCAAUGGUGGCUGUGCGACCUCCAGUCCCCCACACAACAGCAGUAGUCAGUGGCCCAAAGGUAGUAAACAUCUCUCCUUCACCAGCAACAUCACAAUUAGGUAGCACAGGAGUCCAUGUUUUACCUGUGACGGCAGCUGCUGCCACAUAUCCAACUCCAGGGACUAGUGUUAGUCCUGGCCAGGCGGUGUGUGUAGGCCAGGGUGCUGCUCCACCAGUAGUUGUUACAUCAGAAUAUGUUGGAGGUCAGCCAGUUGUCAUGGGUGGGGGGGGAUGUAGUAGUAACACAACAGUAGUUCAGCACAAGACCACUAUAGUGCAACAGCGCACAACUCUGGUUGCAACGCAGGGGAAUACUGACACAGGCACACGGUCCUCAGUGUCAACGCAAACACCUGGUGGAUUGGGAGAGAGUGAUGUGAGCAGUUCAGAUUGCGUUGGAGUUGCAGCACCAUCAUCCCCUUCUCAUCAGAGUGCAGAGGUGACCACAACACGCCAUGAUGAAGAUGCCACCCCUCCUACAGACCCACCCCAUCCACUUCCACCACACUCCCCGGACAAGAAUAAGCGUACCAUUCCUGAGGAGCCCCACAGUGCGUCCACUUCAGAGGAGGCGGUGAUGUGCGGCCGCGGAGUGGUGUGGGGGCCGCAUAGGGGCCACCACUACUGGCCGGCUCAGGUGCUCCACCAGGCUGGUGGUGAGUGUGUGGUGCAGUGGUACGGGGAUCACAGGGUGGACACCGUCAAACAUUCCGUCCUAUCCACGUUCCCCAUUGUACCUCCUAGGGUGCCAACACGCCGCAGUGUGCGAGGGAGAGCUGCAUUAGACAAGGCAAUAGCUGAGGCCAUGCAAGACAAUGCAAUCAGCCACCAACAGUGUGAAGUUCCUCAGCCAGUAGCAUUGGAAGGCAUGCCAGCGGACUCUCCAACCACCGUUGUUGUUGCUGUGAACGGACCUCUGAUUGGACUGGGAAGUGGACCAGUUAGAAGAAUGCUAAACAAACCAGCGAAACCACCCUCGGAGCCCCAGCAUUUAAAUAUACCUCAUAUGAACCAAGUGACGGCACGGGAGAACAAGACUGCUAUAGGAGGUGGAGCUAAGUGCCUUCCAGCCUCGCUGGGAGUGCUGGAUGGACAGCAGCUCCUACCCCCCCAGGCUGUGCAGUCUCUUUCUCCUCACACCACGGGACCUACGAGAGCAAGACGCAGGCGGAGGAUCAGGUGACAUGGGCCGCAGAGUUGUCUAUAAGCCAAGAGUUAUAGUAAUCAUGACACAACCAUAAGUGCGAUUUAUAUUUUGAAUCCAAUGUAGGUCAUUAUGGUAUUUAUGUAUAUCAACUUUUUUAUGAUUCCUUCAAUUCUUUUAUUUAGCCUUAGAAAAGGCUUUUUGACUGACUAAUCAGGUUUUUUGACAGCUUUUAUUGGUUAGGUAAUACAACAUGACUGGCUAAUUUAUGUUAAUUUGAAUAUCAGUGUUAUAUCACUGAACAUGCAUUGUUAUUAUUUCCAAACUUCAUGGUAUUUGUUACUAUACAAUCAUGUUCUUGGUUUAUUAGACUACUUGAAUCAUGUUACAGAAGAAAGAAUACAAUGCAUAUUCCAUACUUCAAAUUGAUAGGUUAUAUGGUAGCUAUUCAAAUAUGAUGAUUGAAUAUAAAGUGAAUUUUAUUAGUGAGUUGAAUGAUAUAUUAUUAUGGUAUAUAGUAAGGAGAGUUAAAGCUUUUGAGCCAAGUCAAAUCCAGCAUCACGGGUGAUUAAGUCAAAUGAGAGAUCACCUACAGUAUCAAAUCUUUGAGUAACUAAUAUGCAUUAAGGAAACCAUCAAGAAAUUCUUGCUGUAUAUGGCAUGGUAACAAAAAGGUGAAUAGAUGCUAUGAUUGGAGUCCAUUAUUGCGGUGUAUGAGAUGAGGCAGCAUGCUAUUCUAAGAAAAUGGAUGUACUCAGGGUAAACUUUGUAGUCCACUAAUUAGCCCGAAGAUACUGCUUACAUCACUAAUGAGGAAGGCAACUGCAAGUAGAUUUCAGUAGCUUAAAAUUUGGAAAGCUUUCGUUUUACUGUAAGAAUCAUUACUGAUAGCCUUUUGGAAGGGGAGAAUGAAAUGCAAUGUAAACUAUUUAGGACUCAUACCCGACAUUGAAAUUUUUUGUAUUUUGAUCAACUAAAAAAACUUUAUUUACUUGACUUUUACAAAGGUUAGUGAAUGAGGUUGCUCUGGAUUCUUUCCUUUGUCUUAACAUCAAAUGGGAUUGGGGUUAAUAGCGGGGACUUUAUUUGCGUCUCAUCAGUGUUCCUAGAAAUGUGAAAAUGGCAAUGAAACACACGACUUUAAGAUGAAGUAAAAUAAAUAUCAUCAUUUGCAGCAGAUAUCAAAACCAAGCGCUGCAUGAUGAUAUUUAAUCCUUUAAUAUGCUGCUCUACUUAUGCAGGUUGUUGAAAAUUUCACACGAUGAAGUAUUGUUUAGCCUUCAUGUAUAGUUUCUCUGUCAAGGGGCCUUACAUAUUUGUGAUUUCUCGUCUUUCUUUAUUUACAUUUUUGUUAAAAAAACAAACUCAUUCUAACCAUUAAUGUGCAUAUAUUUCAAAUUAACAAAAUAUUUUUGAAAAUCUUUAGUGUUUUAUACUUAUUUGAUAUCAAUUUUAAUGGGCUUAUAUAUCACUGUCUAAUGAUACAUAGACGGUAUAUUUGUGUUUUUCAUUCUAUUCUUCUUUGUUUAUUUAUUUUUAAAAAUCAUUAUUGAAUAAGCAGACUAUAGUUGUCUUCCACCAAAGUCAUCUUCAUAGGCUUUCCAAAUUUUAAGAUAGGCAAAUGAACUGAUUCCUCAGAUUAUAUCACACGCUUUAAGUCUUUGCGAUAAAAUUGAACCAAGACGCCCCAGAGCUUCACGUAAAACAGAACAAGACAAAGAAACAGCAAGUCACACUGUGCAGUCCUCAUCUUGUGAGCUUGUCAGCGGGUUCAUCGUAGACUUUCUACAAAUUCCCAGAGUUAUGUCAUGUGUUUGCACUAUCGGGAAGUUGACAGUUUACUUACAACCUCACAAAACCCCCGAGACGGCAAGGAUGUCUAAGGUGCCUUGAGUGUGCCAGUAUUAGUGGAGAGUUAAUUUGUGAUAGUGCGCAUUUUGUACACCAUUAGUUAAUUGUAAUCUUUGCCAAGCUUUGACAAUAAUUGGUGAGUUUAGAAGAUAUAAAUACAGCGUUACAAAGCUAUCAUUGUAAAUCAAAACUUGUAAAGUAAGUUGUUGAUGUUGAAGGAUAAUUUUUAUGACAAAGACACUACAAUCAAAUAACCAAGAAAAACAGUAACUCUGAUUACAAUAUUGGCUGAACUCGCCUAGCCAUGCAAAUAUUCCCUUUCAAGUUCUAAGUCGGUGCUUGACCUUGAAAAAUAGCAAUUUGUACAAAUAUGUAGUGAUCAAGCACUUACUUAGGAGUUUAACCAUGGUUCCCUUUGCACGUGGUUCUCUAUUAUCCAUGUAUGAAGAAGACUUACUACCCAGGUGUGGUGUACGUAGACUGCAGUGAGUGCGAUAGUUAUGGUAAAGGCACGGCCAUUGACAGGAUGGUCUAGAAGGGAGGGAAGCAUGGAGACGUUGGGGAAGUAAUAUUUAUAGUUUUUAUUGAUAUUUAAUACUUCUUGUUCUUAUAUUUUGUUGAGACAUGCAUACUUUGCAUGACUGUUAUCGUUGGAAAGGAUAUUAGAGAAUUACUUGUACUUAAUUUACUCUUUUCCAAAUUGCCUUUAAAAUAUACUAAAAUGUCUCUGUGGAUACAGUAACAGUUUGUGACUUUCCCCAUUGUGUAGCACCUUUAUUGAGUACAGCUCUACUCAGGCAACCAUUAGCAAUGAAAAAUAAAGUUUUGAUUUUUUCAUCAGUACAGCUGAAAUUUUUUGGACAUUAAAAAUGUUAAUGUAAGCAAUUUCAGGGAGUUUAGUGUGGCAGUGUGUGGCUUAUGCUGGAACUAGUGUGGUUGUGAUUCUGGGGAACUAAAUGACUUGCUUAUUUACCCCAGUAGAAUAAAUAUAUAAGAAGUCAGAUAUCCUAUAUAUAUUGAUAUGUAGAUACUAAUUCAGUGUCAAAGUGAAUCACAUACAAGCUUGAAACAAGUAAAAUAUCCUAGACCCUAUGAAUAUGUACCCACCCCCACAGCUUCCUGAUCUCAAGAAACUGGUGCUAGGAAAGGCAAAUUGGAAAAGAGUUAAGAAUGUUAGGGAUGUCUGGUUUAUUAUUGCGUCUUGGCAAGGAUAAUUGAGCUUUAGAUAAACCUCAACUUGUUCCCAGAAUUGCUUGUUACGACACAUCUUCCUCAUUGCCUGCAUCUGCUACUGUUUGUCACUCUUUCAGUUGUGGGUUUUACUUAGGUUUCAUCUUUGAAGAUUUAAUUUUUUUCAGAUUAUGAUUGAAUCUGUAAUACAUCUCAGAUAUGGCCAAGUUGUUUGCCAAAUUAAUUAUAUAACAUUAAUAACUGGUAAGUACAAAGUAUCUAUUUCAAGUUGUGUAAACUUUUUUUUUUUCAUUUAAUGACAAGGAAAGGUACCAGUGAGUUGUCAAAAGUCAAAGUAAAUGUAUAUUUUAGUACUUGAGGUUACUGAAGUGUUUCUAUGGUAUGGGUUGCUUGGGAAGAUAGCCAUGUAUCUUUUUAGAAACUCAGUGUAUUGAUGGAAGUCAUGUCUAAACCACACCAGUAUGUGUAGGAACAUGAUAGACCUGCUGAUUGUGUGCAUUUUAAUGACUUCUACCAAUGUACUGGUGUGUACUACCUUUACUUUACCAGCCCACAUGCCAAAGACUGAUUACUUCUCGUCACAAGGUCAGGUGAUGAGGGGCAAAGUGUGCACCAUGAUUUACCUUUUUAAAGUUAGUAAAAAAUAUAUGGUAUGCGUUUUUUCCUGUUUACAGAGAAGGGAUAUAGCUUGUUUCUUAACCUGUUUAUUUGUAUCCACUGCAGAUUGCUACUAGUGUUGCCAGUGUGCACAAUUAUCCAUUAAAGAGUUGAUUGGAUUUGUUUUAUAUGUAUAUUUUAUAGAGAUUGAAUCCUUAUGUGUAUAUGAAAUAAGUAUUUUUUUCUUUUUGCACAUUACCUUGUAGCAAUUACUCCAAUCAUAUGUUAAGUACUGUUGUAGGGAGGGCAAAUAUGAUGUUAUUCCCACUAAUAUGCAUAUUAGAACCUUGUUGUACUGAGUUAUCAGUCUGUGGGUGAGUGUACAGGAGAGGCUGUCUUGAUGUGCAACUCGCCCACUGUAUUUCUACUUAGUGGAUCUGGUAGACAGUGUUAGGGUUAGAAUUAUUCAAGAUUUGUGCACCCUAUGGCAACACUUGUUUUCUGCAAGCCAAAGACACUCGUUGAGUUGCUGUACAGGUUCAGGUUGUUCGAGCUUAGAUUAGAGAUAGAGAAGUGUGGUUUAUAUUGUAUGUACAGAAGAAAUAUUAUAAUAUGGAAGUCUUAGAUUUUUUAAAAAGAAGAUAACGUCCCAGUUUUAGGUCAGUGAUGGACCUUUUGUUAAUUAACCACCAAGUGGUUUGUUUCUCUCAUGUUCAAAUAUUAAUAUGGGUGUGCAUUCUCCGUUGCCCAUUUGGGUCUGCAAGUAAGAUGUAUAUUUUGUCUGUAAGGUAUAUAAGGAGACACACCCAUAUGGAACAUUGUUGCCUCUCACAAAGUUUCAGCCUCUUGCCAGUCUGCAGUUUCCUUGGAUGUAACAUCUUCAGAAAGAGGUGGAUGUAAAAACAUCCGUUGGUUAUUUACCCUAACACAGAUAAAUAUAGAUAAAGAAUUAUCGCUAUUCCUAGAAUGAAUGGUUAGUUUUAAGGGGACAUAUUUUUAUCAGUUUAACUGUUUUUGGACCAAAUAUUACUGCAGACUGUGAGUGGUGAACAUCUUCAAAACCCAUUUCCCACAUUAUCCUUCUGUCUACCCUUUUCCUCACCUCUCAUAAGGAUCCCACAUCACUCCAAUCAUUUCCCAAGGUACAUAUUAGUCUCAUUUCAUCACCAUUAUUAUCAUCUUCUUCAUGUCCUGUGUACAGGAGUAAUUUGUUUGCCACACUUCUGGACACCCCUACCUAAGAGGUAUCUUGAUAUUAUACUAGUUUCUUCUUUUGCUUUAACAAACGUGUCAAGCUUUAUCCAAUACACGAUUUCAACUUCUGA